Papaver somniferum (opium poppy) is the source of this 762-nucleotide messenger RNA. RefSeq names its product putative F-box/FBD/LRR-repeat protein At1g78760. The coding region runs from base 1 to 762 and encodes 253 amino acids. The transcript has a single exon. Gene Ontology annotation, molecular function: protein binding. The record is from RefSeq and is a predicted model, not a curated record. NCBI's taxonomy places the organism in Eukaryota, Viridiplantae, Streptophyta, Magnoliopsida, Ranunculales, Papaveraceae.
AUGAAAGGGGGAAACUCGGGUUGUACCUCUUCUGAAAAAGACAGAAUCAGUAACUUACCAGAUUCCCUAGUUCACCACAUUUUAUCUUUCGUCGAUACAAAAUUUGUGGUUCAGACUUGCGUUCUGUCUAAAAGAUGGCAGUAUACUUGGACUUCCAUGCCCGUGCUGAACUUUUGUCACCAUCAUAAAUCAGAUGAUGCUGAAGACCGUGAUGAUGAAGGGGAUAAUUUGACUAACCGCUUUAUAACUGAUGAAGAUUGUGAUGAUGAAGGAGAAAAUUUGACCAACUGCUUUAUAACAUUUGUCGACAAGGUACUCAGUCUUCGUGACAACAACUCUGAUAUACAAAGGUUUCAUCUAGAAUGUUCUGUAUGUUAUACGGUCUGGGAUGACUUAUAUGGAAGUAUAAAAAGAUGGGUUACUGCUGCUGUCAGCCAUAAUGUGCAGGAACUUCAUAUUGAGGCUAAACCUGAUGAGGAUUUUGAGAUUCCUCUUUGUCUCUAUACAUGUGACUCGUUGACAAAGCUGGAUCUGGAAUUGACUGGUUUUCAAGAGGAUGAUGAGGACUAUUUCUCCAAGAUCAUUCUACCUCAUACUAUGAGUUUGCCUCGGCUCAAAUCACUGGAUCUAAGACUUUCAUAUAUAUUGUUUAGUGAUGAGAAAUUGACGAGUAAGUUCUUUUCAAGUUUUCCUAAUCUAGAGUCGUUGGUAAUAGUUUAUUGGGGACGAGAUGAAGGUGGCUUUCUUGAUAUGAAUCUCUAA